CGGAAGGCCAGAUCAGCUGAGGAUCGUCCGAAUCUGUGCAUGUGAGGGGGGAAAAAAUUGGUAUUUUAUACGAAUACUUUGCUCAGUUUCAUUGAAGUAAGAUGUCCUUUAUAUCAAACCGUGCAAAAUCCAUGCGGGAAUAUUUCAACCACGAGGCAAAAUAUGUAGGUAAACAAAAGGCGAAUCCUUUCCACAAAACCAAGAAUCCACAGGGAAUCAUCAACAUGGGGACAAGUGAAAAUACAAUGAUAUAUGAUUUACUGAAAGUGAAGUUUGAGGAAAAAGAGUCUGGUGCUUUGCUUCCUGAGCAUACACAAUAUGUUUGUGGAGAAGGAUUAGAGAAUUUUAGAGAAGCAAUUGCAGAUUUUCUUAAUGACCAUAUGGAGCCUGUGGAGCCUAUUCUUCCAGAAAAUUUGAUUGUUUCCAAUGGAUGUACACCACUAGUAGAUACACUGGCCUUUUCUCUAGCUGAUGAAGGAGAAGGUUUGCUGAUCCCGUGUCCAUUUUAUGGAUCAUUUCACCUGGAUUUGCAGUCAAGAUCAAGAGUGAUACCCUUUCCAGUUGAACUUUCUAGCAAGGUUGGUCCUGGAGAGACACAGCCGUUUCAACUUACAGUGACAAGAUUAGAAUCUGCUUUGAAGAAGGCAACAGAACAGGGCGUGAAAAUCCGUGGCUUAUUGCUAUGUAACCCAAACAACCCUCUGGGCAACAUCUAUUCCGAAGAACUCUUACAAGACUGUCUGGAUUUUGCUUUCAGGCAUUCUUUGCAUGUCAUCGUUGACGAAAUAUACAUGAUGUGUGGAUACAGAGAAGGUUGUUCUGUGACAAACGUGAUGAGUUUAAAAAACAUUCCAGACAAAGAGAUGGUUCACGUUCUGUGGGGCUUUAGUAAGGAUUUUGGAAUAUCUGGAUUUCGCUGCGGUGUUCUUCACACGUUAAACAAAGAACUUUUUAGAGUCAUAAGUUCAGGGUAUCAAAGAUUCCAUGAUAUACCGGCUCAAACACAGGCAAGUUAUACAAUGGAUUGGUACCGAAUCAGUUCUGAGUUAUUUGAGGUGAUGACUGAAGUGACUAUCUUGAUUAAAAUGAUAUUUUACAAACCACCUAUUUUUAAUUUUUUCUUAUGGUUUGCAGAGUGGUUAGAUAAAACGUUUUUUCCAACGAAUAAACGAGGUCUUCGAAAUGCUUACCAAAUGGCUUGUGAUGCUCUUGGAGAAGUUGGUAUUCCAUUCCUUCCUGGAGAAUGUGGUCUGUUUAUAUGGGUUGACUUCAGGGAGCUACUUCCAACAUCAUCUUUUGAAGAUGAAAUGCACUUGUUACACUGCAUGACAACACAUGGUGUAUUCAUCUUUCCCGGAUCUUAUUUUUGUUGUCCGGAACCCGGUUGGUUUAGAAUAAUAUUCGCCAUGGAGACAGAUGUUCUUCAACUAGGUUUAAGCAGAAUUCAGCAAACUGUGAGGGAGGUUCGCGCUGGCCUGGCUUCUAAACUGGAUGAGAGAGUUGCACUUGUUCAAAGAGAAGAAAAUGCUGGCUUGGUGGAAAGCGAGGAGGUUGGUGAAAGCCUCGAGGACUUAGUUCGGACAUUACACCAGCAAAUAAAAAACAGUGACUGGCUGAAGGAAAAUACCGCUGAAAAAUGGAUGGAGGAUAAUCCUGAACUGGCUAAAGCUUUUCGAAAGCAAAACGCCGAGAAGUGACUGGUUCGACGAUUCUAUUAAAUUGAUAAGCAAAACCGACAGAUAGGUUAGCUAUUCAGUACGUUACCAAAAGGAAUCUUUAGGGAAGGAUAGGUCGAGAAUCUAUGUCAAGAGCGAUGGUUACCUUUUGACAUAGGAAUCAUGCAGUCCCUUCUUUUCGGCGAAGUCCGUCAAGUAAAAAAAAAAGACAAAAUCAGCGGGAAAAUAAAUUGAUGUCGGGGCGGAAUUUCAAGAUCGAGGCGCGACGCGCUAACAUUAAGUUCUCCCUCUGAAUUGUUCACUCGCGCGACGGAUUUCGCCCAAAAGGAGGGGCAGCUCGUAGUCUUCAAUCGAAAUGGCUAUUCAAGACAAUGGGAAUAUCAUUCUUUCACACAAGUAAGUAAAUGAAUUUUAUUGAAAACCUUUCUCAGAGGUCACAAACCCUGUCGAAGGACAGAGGAAAACGACCAACAAUGUGUUGACGAUGUCAAUCUACAAUAAGAAACUCGCACAGUCAAAGGUUACUCACUUCAAAGUGAGGAUAUGUACAGGAAAAAGAAAUCACACCUAUUUACAAAUGAAUGAUCUUGUACCGAGCUGAUAUGAGCAUUGACUGAUACAUAAUCGUAUGUUAAACAUAAUAAAUAUUAUAAUAAUUUAAUAAACUAGUUUAACUAGUUUACUGAA
This is a messenger RNA of Stylophora pistillata, 2363 nucleotides long. Its product is annotated as 1-aminocyclopropane-1-carboxylate synthase-like protein 1. Gene Ontology annotation, biological process: amino acid metabolic process; biosynthetic process. Gene Ontology annotation, molecular function: transaminase activity; pyridoxal phosphate binding. NCBI's taxonomy places the organism in Eukaryota, Metazoa, Cnidaria, Anthozoa, Scleractinia, Pocilloporidae. The record is from RefSeq and is a predicted model, not a curated record.